AUGGAAGGAAUGAAUAACCCACUCACAUCCCGCAGAGAAGCACAGAACAUGAACAGUGGGAGCAAUAGAGGCGGUUGGAUAACUUUUCCCUUCAUCAUUGGUUCAGUGGCGGGGAUGUCACUUGGAGGAGCAGGAAUAAUUGGAAACUUGAUUGUAUAUCUGAUAAGAGAGUUCAACAUAGAGAGCAUCACUGCGGCUCAGGUUGCAAACAUAGCUAAUGGAAGCUCCUCGCUUUUCCCAUUUGUUGCGGCAAUCAUUGCUGACUCUUGCUUUGGUUCUUUCCCUGUUGCCUUGGUUUCUUCUUCUGUUUCUUUGCUGGGUACAAUUAUUUUAGCCUUGACAGCAACUAUCAAAUCGUUAAAGCCUCAUCUAUGUAACGAUGGAUCAAACCUGUGCAACUCCCCUUCGAAAAUCCAAUACACAGUCCUAUAUGGGGGCAUAGCUUUAACAGCAAUUGGUUUUGGGGGUGCACGCUUCACAACAGCAUCACUGGGAGCAAACCAGUUUGAUAAGACAGAGCAUCAAGGAACAUUUUUCAACUGGUUCUUUUUCACUUGGUAUAUUGCUUCUAUUAUAGCCUUUACUGGGCUUUUCUAUGUUGAGGAUAAUGUGAGUUGGGGUUUGGGCUUUGGCAUAUGUGGCGCGGCUACCUUUGUAGCAUUAAUCCUUUUCUUACUGGGUUAUCGAUUUUAUCGCCCCGAUAAUCCCCAAGGAAGUGCAUUUUUGGAUUUGGCUCGUGUUCUUGUUGCUACUAUUCGUAAAUGGAAAUAUCAGCCAUCGUCGACAACAAAGGAUUAUUAUGGUGGUCAUGAUGAGGUGGUUCCAGUAACACCAGGAGAAAGAUUAAGGUUCUUCAAUCGUGCAGCUCUGGUAAUUGAUGGAGACCUUCAAUCAAAUGGAUCAAUUGAGAAGCCAUGGAGGCUAUGCACAGUUCAACAAGUGGAAGAUUUUAAAACUGUUAUUGGAAUAUUGCCACUAUGGACAACAAGUAUAUUCCUGGCCACUCCAAUAGGAGUCCAAGGUAGCUUGACAGUGCUUCAAGCAUUAGCCACAGAUCGAGUUAUAGGACCCCAUUUUAAAUUCCCUGCUGGCUCUAUUACGGUAAUACCCCUAAUAUCCACAUCCAUUUUCCUCACCCUUAUUGACAAGGUGCUUAGGCCUACGUGGCAAAAGCUGAUUGGUAAAUCUGCUACUCCUCUCCAACGAGUUGGAGUAGGCCACGUGUUCAAUGUUCUUGCGAUGGUUGUCUCAGCUCUUGUUGAAUCAAAGAGGCUCAAGAUAGCAAAUGGGCACAUGGCUCAAGAGAAAUCCAACCCAAUUGUGCCCAUGUCUGUCCUUUGGUUGUUUCCACAGUUAGUGUUAGUUGGCAUUGGAGAAGCGUUUCAUUUUCCAGCACAAGUUACAUUCUACUAUCAACAACUUCCACAUUCACUAAGGAGCACAUCAACUGCUAUGAUUUCAAUGAUCAUAGGAAUAUCUUUUUACCUAAGUACAGCAUUAAUUGACCAAGUUCGCAGAAGCACUGGUUGGUUACAUGAUGACAUAAAUCAUGGAAGGCUUGAUAAUUUUUACUGGUUGUUAGUGCUGUUGGGGGGCAUCAACUUUGGGUAUUAUUUGCUAUGUUCUACUUUGUACAAGCAUGCAAAAGUUUAA
Messenger RNA from Abrus precatorius (Indian licorice), 1653 nucleotides. RefSeq names its product protein NRT1/ PTR FAMILY 2.6-like. Gene Ontology annotation, biological process: transmembrane transport. The record is from RefSeq and is a predicted model, not a curated record. Bases 1 to 1653 code for a protein of 550 amino acids. Gene Ontology annotation, molecular function: transmembrane transporter activity. Gene Ontology annotation, cellular component: plasma membrane. The transcript has 4 exons. Lineage: Eukaryota; Viridiplantae; Streptophyta; Magnoliopsida; Fabales; Fabaceae.